ACAGUCGCCGUUCGAGACUGACGUUCACCUCGACUCCGCUUUCACCUGACUAAUCUUGCGAUCUCACUGCUGUAUUACUAUCACCGUUUUUGUCGUCGUUGUCAUUGUCAUCGUACACAAUAUAUUUCUUUAUCUGCAAGAUAACUUCCGCGAUUUACGGUUUUAUGUUAUUCUGUGAAAAUCGAAGAUACGAUUGUGUGAGGAAAAAGAAGGUGCGUGCAAAAACAUUAACGUCAUCUUGAAGUGGAGAUUCAGGAAGCGCGGACGCGAGUCUUCGAUUUCUCCGUCGCGUGUCAUUCGUUGACUAUGGUCGUCCGCAUCGCGAAAAUAUCAAGGAUAAGAAUUUAACGAGAAUCAAAUUAUCUGCGUCAGAAUGGCGAAAAAUAAUCAUCAAAAUGGUGUAAUACCUGGUGGAUCUGGUCCGGACGAUUUUUCAGACGGUGAAAGCAUUCCUUUGACUCAGGAUUAUGUCGGAAGCCAACGUACGAUCGUCGAAACAAAGGGAUGGGACGUGUUUCGGAAUCCACCACCAAAAAUCGAUUCGGGCUCCAUGGCAAACCAGAAAUGUUUGGAAAGGAUGGUGCAAGUAACCAAGGUUGUGGUCUACUUGCUCGUCUUUGUUAUAGUUCUAGGAAGCGGCGUAGUUGCCAAAGGGACGAUUCUCUUUAUGACAUCGCAGCUUCGUCAGGGUAGAAAAAUGCUGUUUUGCAACAAGGAUCUAGAUCGAGAAAAUCUCUAUGUAGUGACACUGCCCGAAGAAGAGAGAAUCGCGUGGCUGUGGUGUAUUAUAAUUGCGUACGCGGUACCAGAAUUUGGCACUUUGGUACGCAGCAUCCGCAUGUGCAUCUUCAAGUCUUGGAAAAAGCCACAAUUGGCUCACUUUCUUGUAGUUUUUAUCAUGGAGACGUUUCACGUAGUAGGCCUGGCACUGAUGUUUCUAGUGGUGCUACCAGACUUGGACGUCGUCAAAGGCGCGAUGUUAACCAACUGCGUAUGCUUCGUUCCCGGAUUAUUAGGCCUACUUUCUCGUACAAAAAAUAAAGGAGAAUCCCGAAGGUUUAUCCUCGUUCUCAUCGACAUCUUCGCCCUAGCUGCUCAAGCAACUAGCUUUGUUCUCUGGCCUCUGUUGGACAAUUCAAGGCAUUCCUUAUGGCUAAUUCCUGUCGCGUUAAUUCUCGUAUCCUGUGGCUGGUGGGAAAAUUACGUUUCCACGCAAAGCCGAAUCAAUUUAAUCAGAUCACUCGGCAGAAUAAAAAAGGAAAUGCGGCUGACGCGAUACUUCACUUACAUGCUGAUAUCGAUCUGGAAGAUCGCAUUAUUUUUCAUCAGUACGCUACUAAUAUUGUAUGUCAAAGAUGAGAACGUUGGGCAUUUCUUUAUUAUGAUAAGCAGCGCCUUCGGGGAUCACAAAAUCACCGUUACGUCCAUCAAGUCAUCGGCUUUUGGCGGCACUUUACCCGAUCUUUCGGAUAUCAUUAUGGGCGACAUCAUCGAGACCGUGAACGCCGAUGCCGCCACGCCCGUUUACGUUCUUCUGCUACAGAUCUUCGGCGCAUACUUUGCAUAUGUUUUCGGUAAGUUCGCGUGCAAGAUUUUGAUACAAGGCUUCAGCUACGCGUUUCCGGUGAAUCUCACGAUACCGGUGUUGAUCUCACUGCUGAUUGCUGCCUGCGGUCUCCGUAACAAUGAUCCGUGCUUCUUCCACGGCACCAUUCCUCCUUAUUUGUUUUACGAAUCGCCGUUACCAAAUUUUCUCAACGACUUUAUAUCGAAGCAGUACGCUUGGGUAUGGCUAUUGUGGCUGUUAUCGCAGACCUGGAUUACCUUGCACAUCUGGACACCCAAAUGUGAGCGUCUCGCGGCCACGGAGAAACUUUUUGUGGUACCAAUGUACGAUUCACUACUGAUUGACCAGUCGAUGGGACUGAACAGAAGGAGAGACGAUCAACCGGAAGUAAAAGUUGAAGAUCUAGCGGAAAUAGAAAAAGAGAAAGGUGACGGCGAUUACGAGACAAUCUACGAACACACUGAUGGCUCAACUACACCUCCGUCUGCAGUGAAGAGCAGCGACCACGUAACCAGGAUCUACGCUUGUGCUACUAUGUGGCACGAGAACAAGGAAGAGAUGAUGGAGUUUUUGAAGAGUAUUUUACGCUUGGAUGAGGACCAGUGCGCACGACGUGUCGCUCAGAAGUACCUCAAGGUCGUCGAUCCCGAUUAUUACGAAUUCGAAACUCACAUAUUCUUCGACGACGCGUUCGAAUUGUCCGACCAUGACGAGAACGAAUCGCAGGUAAACAGGUUUGUGAAACUAUUGGUCGGUACAUUAGACGAGGCCGCGUCAGACGUACAUCAAACGAGAAUGCACGUCAGAGCGCCGAAGAAGCUGCCGACGCCGUACGGUGGACGAUUGGUUUGGACUCUGCCUGGAAAAACAAAGAUGAUCGCGCAUUUAAAAGAUAAAAGCAAGAUUCGACACAGAAAGCGAUGGAGUCAGGUAAUGUACAUGUAUUACUUGCUUGGACAUCGGCUAAUGGAAUUACCAAUCAGCGUCGACCGUAAAGAAGUUAUCGCCGAGAAUACAUACCUGUUAACGCUCGAUGGUGAUAUUGAUUUCCAACCGGCAGCAGUAAAGCUUCUCGUGGAUUUAAUGAAAAAAAAUAAGAAUCUGGGUGCUGCUUGCGGUCGUAUUCAUCCAGUUGGUUCUGGACCAAUGGUGUGGUAUCAACAAUUUGAGUAUGCAAUCGGUCAUUGGCUGCAAAAAGCUACCGAGCAUAUGAUCGGCUGCGUACUUUGCAGUCCCGGAUGCUUCUCUCUUUUCCGAGGCAAAGCUUUGAUGGACGACAACGUGAUGAAAAAGUACACGACAAAAUCGGACGAAGCGAGACACUACGUGCAAUACGAUCAGGGCGAGGAUCGUUGGUUAUGCACAUUGUUGCUACAACGAGGAUACAGAGUGGAAUAUUCAGCUGCAAGCGACGCGUACACACAUGCACCAGAAGGAUUCAACGAGUUCUACAAUCAACGACGUCGCUGGGUGCCUUCUACCAUCGCGAACAUUAUGGAUCUGUUAAUGGAUGCAAAACGCACAAUUAAGAUUAACGACAAUAUCUCACUACCUUACAUUUCGUAUCAGAUCCUGCUUAUGGGUGGUACGAUUCUGGGACCUGGCACAAUUUUUCUUAUGUUGGUAGGUGCCUUUGUGGCAGCUUUCAAGAUCGAUAACUGGACCAGUUUUUAUUACAAUAUAAUACCUAUAUUACUUUUUAUGAUCGUUUGUUUCACGUGCAAAGCGAACGUACAGCUCUUAUGCGCCCAGAUUCUAUCGACGGGGUACGCGAUGAUCAUGAUGGCGGUGAUCGUAGGUACAGCUUUGCAGCUUGGCGAGGACGGCAUUGGUUCGCCUUCGGCGAUCUUUCUCAUAUCGCUGUCAAGUUCAUUCUUUAUAGCAGCCUGCCUACAUCCGCAAGAAUUCUGGUGUAUUGUGCCCGGCAUUAUAUAUUUGUUGUCCAUUCCGUCAAUGUACUUGCUUCUCAUACUGUAUUCCAUCAUCAAUCUUAACGUUGUCUCAUGGGGCACCAGAGAAGUCCAAACAAAAAAGACUAAGAAGGAACUUGAGGAAGAAAAACGAGAGGCCGAAGAGGCUAAGCGGAAGGCCAAGCAAAAGUCUCUGCUAGGCUUCCUGCAAAACGGCGCGGGCACCAACGACGACGACCAAGGUUCUAUCGAGAUAUCGUUGGCUGGUUUAUUCAAAUGUCUUCUGUGUACUCAUGGUAAGCCGUCCGCUGAGAAACAGCAACUAGUAGCGAUCGCGGAGUCGCUUGAACAACUCAGCAAAAGACUGGAAAGUAUUGAGAGGGCAGUAGAUCCUCAUGGCCACGCAUCUGGACGAAGAAGAGCCUCUUCUGCGGGUUCGCGCACCGCUGAUCAUCUGGGUGCUAUCGGUGAAGAAGCAGCCGAAGGCGAAGAGGUUAGCGACGCAGAGUCAGUAAGCAGUCAGAACAGCGAGGAUAAUCGCGAAGGUAGCAACUUCUUCACGCGGCCCUACUGGUUGAACGAUGAGGGCUUGAAGAAAGGUGAAGUGGACGUGCUGUCACUUCAGGAAGAGCAAUUCUGGAAAGAUCUGCUAGAAAAGUAUUUGUAUCCUAUCGACGAAGAUAAAGCGGAGAAGAUCAGAAAUGGCACGCUGGAUACGUGAAUGCGAGACUAAAAGAGGGAAACAUGUUUCCAGAAAAAGAAACUUUUUUAUACCUAGAACGUUGAGUAUGCGAUUAGUAAGUAUUAUAGUAGAGGAUUAUUCUUGAAAUAUAAAUGCAUCCUUGAGGCUUCAUUACACAGAGAGUAUGGUGAGUAUAUACUCCGAUAGCCAAAUGAUAGCAGUAUGCCAGCAGUAUGCACGCAGGUUUAAUCAGCACUUUGCAGCAGAUUCUACUCAACUGUGUCAUCAUAGGCUGCUUUCCUUUUAGGAGACACAAAUCGACACAGAUUAACACACUCGAGCACAGUUUGCCACAGUAAAUGGAACGCGAUAUAUACAGUGGCUGCUUUCCUUUUAGGAGACACAGUCGACACAAAUCAACACAAGAGUCAUUCUGUCUUUGUUUCUCACUGAAUACUGAACAAAGACAGAAUGACUUUUGUGUCUCCUAAAAGAAAAGCAGCCAGUGUGUGUACGAACAGUACAAACUUGUAAUCAUGAAGUAAAAGUAAGGAGAUCGAACUUUAUAGCGCGCCAAAAAGUGGUCCCGAUUUUGACGUCUAAUUGGGAGGGAAUCCGCUCAAAGGAAUAGUUUCUUACGGUUGGACGCCAUUUGCAAAACUACCACAUGUACACAUUUAGUAUAUGUAACUAUAUUUAUGCUCCGAAUCGUGAGAUUUCUUUUAAUGUAGAAAUUUCUCAGCAAUAUAACAAAAUAAAGUGAUAAAAGAUUUAGAAGUUUUCUGUUUCACGUGCAUCGUGUUAUAACGCUUUGGGUAAUUGAAAAUAAAAUUAUAGAUACGCAAAAUCGGACAAACAAAAAGAUUAAUAAUGGAAAAAAGUAACAUUGAGGAAUUAAUAGUAAAAAAGACUAUCAUUUUCAGGCUCAUGAGUAUAAUGGAAAGAAAUUCAAUGGAAAUGGAACAAGCAGCAAAUAAAUUCAAGUAUUUACAAAAAAAUUUGCAUUUAGUUGAGCUGCCUUCUCCAAAUUGAGGAUUUACAACUGGAAACGACACAUUUUUUGGUUUUGUGAAAGCAGAAAGUGAUUUUAGUGUCAAAAAAAUAAUUGCUAUGUAAUACUAACUAAAAACUGACAGAGCUGCGUUCCGUUUCACGCGCGCGCGCGCAUAUGCGCGCAUUUAUCUAUACUAUAUGUAACGUGUACUAUAGUUAAAUGCGCGCAUAUGCGUGAAACGGAACUCAGCCAAGGUCAGGUUACGUUACUUUGCAAAUGGCGUCCAACCGUAAGAAACUAUUCCCUUGAGCGGAUUUCCUCCCAAUUAGGCGUCAGAAUCGGGACCACUUUUAUAUCACGGAGUUCGAUCUCUUUACUCUUACUUCAUGCUUGUAAUAUACGUAACUUAACCUUACAAAAUUUUUCAAAAUUUUCAAACGGUGUUUUUAACUUUUA
This is a messenger RNA of Pseudomyrmex gracilis, 5609 nucleotides long. RefSeq lists its product as uncharacterized. Gene Ontology annotation, cellular component: cell septum; cell periphery. Gene Ontology annotation, molecular function: chitin synthase activity. The transcript has 17 exons. Lineage: Eukaryota; Metazoa; Arthropoda; Insecta; Hymenoptera; Formicidae. The record is from RefSeq and is a predicted model, not a curated record. The coding region runs from base 374 to 4198 and encodes 1274 amino acids.